This is a messenger RNA of Exophiala mesophila, 3002 nucleotides long. RefSeq lists its product as uncharacterized. NCBI's taxonomy places the organism in Eukaryota, Fungi, Ascomycota, Eurotiomycetes, Chaetothyriales, Herpotrichiellaceae. Gene Ontology annotation, molecular function: DNA-binding transcription factor activity, RNA polymerase II-specific; zinc ion binding. The transcript is spliced from 3 exons. Gene Ontology annotation, biological process: positive regulation of transcription by RNA polymerase II; aromatic amino acid catabolic process. Gene Ontology annotation, cellular component: nucleus. The record is from RefSeq and is a predicted model, not a curated record. The coding region runs from base 61 to 2823 and encodes 920 amino acids.
CCCACUCACCACCACUACCCGCGUGUCUGCGUCUGCGUCUGCAUUUGCGACGCCGCUGCGAUGUCUUACGCAUCUUCUGGCCAGUUCCCCCCCCUGGCGCAGCCAAACAGCUACUCUAAGCCAAUCGAUAAUUCCCUCUCCCCAGAGCCAUCUGACCAGGGAGGCCGGGACGGUGGGCGACACCCACACCGACGUGGCUACCAGGCCUGCCAGCGAUGUCGCGAAAGAAAAGUCAAGUGUGAUCUUGGAAGUGUCGAUGCCCCAUCUACUCCUCCUUGUAAGCGCUGCUUGCGCGAGCGACUUCCUUGCGAGUUUGCGCCGACCAGAAAAAAGCAAAAGAAAUCCGAUGGAACUGCAAGAGAUGUGUCUCAUGAUCACACCCUCCGACCUGCCAACGAUGCGAUCUCUCCCAUCGCAGCAAAACUGACCAAUGCCACUUCGCCUCAUGUCGCAAACUCUGGUGGCGCCCGAUUAGGCUGGUCAGCUCGCGAAUCCAUCACCUCUCAACCGCGGGACGAAUAUCUCUCCACGGGAAUUGGCAAUUCGUCCAACAAGCACUCCAAUGUUCACCUACACAGUCAGGUCGCAGCGGCGACUCUUAAUGCCCCUAUGUCAAGCACGCAAGACAACAUCAUGUUACUGGUGGAUGCUGCCAAUGCAUUCUCGGAAAAUGCAACUCCGAUUGAAAAGGAUAGUCCUCAUUCGGAACGGCCUGGACGCAAGCGAACCCACUCCAAUAUGAACCACAUCGGACCGGACGCGCCUAAGGAUGUGGGGAUGACUCCAGAAGAGCAAGCUGAGCAACAGGCCGGCAUCAACGCAUGGACAGAUAUGCGAUUUGUCAGGAACGGUUGGUUUACUGCGUGGGAAGCGAUGGAUUAUAUUGAGUACUUCUACGAAAGGCUUGCACCAAUGACGCCUGUCGUGCUUCCCGAUUAUCGAUCUCCAUUCAAACACCGCGAGCUUCUCGUCAAUGAGCCGAUUCUGGCACUUGCCAUGCUUGCAAUUGCUUCCCGUCAUAUGCGACUGUCAGGGCAUGGUGCUUUAUAUCGGUCGUACUUGAUACAUGACAAGUUAUGGAACAAUCUCCGACGUCAGGUAGAACGCCUUCUCUGGGGCCAGGAACAAUUUGGGGGCGGUUUCUCUGGCGGCGGCAAUGCCUCAAGCUUGCGUGAAUCUCAAUCCGGGCAGCUGACAUGGACUGGCAGCUUGCGCACUCUUGGCACCAUUGAAGCACUGCUGGUCUUGACUGACUGGCAGCCUCGCGCACUUCAUUUCCCUCCAGGUGAUGGAGAGACGGGGCUUCUGGACGCCACUCUGGUGCCGCAUACUGAUAAUAAGCCGCGCGAGCCGAGGGGCGGCAGAGAUUACGAAAACUUGCCAUAUGCGAGUUGGUUGGAACCGGCAUGGCGUUCGGACAGAAUGUCAUGGAUGCUUCUUGGACUGGGACAAAACCUCGCGUUUGAACUCGGGGUGUUUGAUACUGACCACCAAGAUUGUCGCCAUUCACACGGGCCCGAUUCCGAGUGUGCACGGAAAGCACGGAUUCGGCUCCUUCUAUUGGUCUAUGUCGCUCAGACCGGUGGCCGGAUGGGCGUCCAGUCGUCCUUGCAUGUCGAGCAGUGGGAAGGUGACACCAUCUGGGAGCGUAACAAACAAACCAUUGAGCCGAAGCCCGGAGAGUACUCAGUUGAUCUGAUGCAGAAUUGCUGGCUUCAAAUUGCGAGGUUGAUGAAUAGAGCCAACCGUGAUGUGUUCUCCUCGGCACAGUUUACACGAAUAUUGACAUCCAGUGGCAGGUACAAAGAGGCUAUCAAGAAAUUCGAGCCUUUGUUGAUGCACUGGAAGAAUGUGUUUGAAAAUGCCAAGGAGCACAUUCAUCCGGUGAUGAGACACAUCCUGACGAUGGAAUAUCAGUAUGCCCGGCUGUAUCUGAACUCCCUGGGACUGCAGAAGGUGGUGGAAACAUGGGUCGAGUCGGGGUCGAACCAAGGAAAGGCGACACUAGCCAAAGUGAUUGAAGAGAACCGAGCCUACAUUGGCGAAGUGACUGAUGCGGCUUUGGCUAUCUUGAGAGAGGUGACGGAAGGUAUUGGGCCAAAAGGCUAUCUGAGAGAUGCUCCUGUACGAACAUUCCUACGCAGCUUGUCAGCUAUGAUGUUUGUGCUUAAGCGAUUCAGUUUAGGAACGCAUGAGAAGAUGGUGAGAGAAUGUCUGGAUCAGCUGGAAAAAAUCACGACGGAGAUGUCUAAGCAGGUGGUGGACGAUGUUCACCUCAGCGCAUCGACAUCACGACUAGUGACCAACAUUGUCAAGAACGUAAAACAGACGUUGAUCCGAGUUCACCUCCCCGGCACAGGAUCAGCAGGGCCUAGCAGAGAUCACUCUCGGCCGCCGAGUCCGCAAGGAAAUGGACAAGGCAACGCAGAGGUUCCUCACUCGUCAUCUGUCCUACCAUCAACAUUGGCGCAGCAGCUCAGUCCCGGAUGGAGUUUACGCGAUCCUUUGGCGGGGAUUGAGGCGAAGCCUAUGGCGGAACUGGAAUCGCAAAUGUUUGUCCCUCCGCCAAACAUGGUGAUGGAUGGCGAUAUCCUCGAUCAUGCGUUACCGGUGGAUUCCAGCCUCGAUCCUUCGAUGACGGAUUUCUCCGACUGGUUCGCGUUGCCGCUGGACAACCUCUGGCACAAUUCGGAUGCCACGGUGGACAAUGGAUUUGGAGGGCUUGGACCGACGGUUGGACGACAGGACAUGCUGGAAGUGCUGACCAACCAAGACUACAAUCAAAUGCCGUGGAAUGGAGGGUUUCCUUCAGGACUACAAUAAGGCCAAAAGUAUUUGCGAGAUGGAACGAGAGGCAAUCAUGGCACCUUGUUGACGAUAGCAUGUGCGAUAUACCCACAUUCCUAUGAUUGUUUUAGACAUGAUAUGGCAUAACGACACAGGUAACGUUUGAUAUGCAGAGCAUGCGCGUGAGAGCGUCACAGUCGGCAUCUGGGGCGAUG